This is a messenger RNA of Cornus florida, 2163 nucleotides long. Its product is annotated as ABSCISIC ACID-INSENSITIVE 5-like protein 5. Gene Ontology annotation, cellular component: nucleus. Lineage: Eukaryota; Viridiplantae; Streptophyta; Magnoliopsida; Cornales; Cornaceae. Gene Ontology annotation, biological process: positive regulation of DNA-templated transcription. Gene Ontology annotation, molecular function: DNA-binding transcription factor activity. The record is from RefSeq and is a predicted model, not a curated record. The transcript has 6 exons. The coding region runs from base 287 to 1573 and encodes 428 amino acids.
UAGAAGUCUCUACAAAGUCGAGUCUCUCACAGAACCGACACUUGUCGCCAAGAAGAAGCUGCGCAGCCUGUAGUAGAGGAGCCAGAGAUUAAAAAAAUCAGCGGUUAGUAGUUGGAGAAGCGUUAAUUGAGUGUGAUUGCUAUCUGUUGAUUCGAUUUCUGAAUCGAAUUUAUGUAUAUGAGGGAGAGGGAGAUCGGAGACUCUGUUUGAUCUAACUUGUGUGGGAUUUGUAUGAGACAGUGAGGUUGGAUCAGCUUUGGGCACGGGUACAAACAAAUCUUACAAAAUGGGAACUAAUAUGAACUUCAAGAACUUUGGAAAUGAGCCGCCGGGCGGUGGUGGUGGUGGAAGGCAACCGGGGAAUUUCCCGUUGGCGCGACAGUCGUCGGUCUAUUCGCUGACGUUUGAUGAGUUCCAGAGCACGAUGGGGGGAGUUGGGAAGGAUUUUGGGUCUAUGAACAUGGAUGAACUGUUAAAGAGCAUUUGGAGUGCUGAGGAGACACAAAUUAUAGGGACUACCUGUGGUGCGCAAGAAGGGGUUGUUGCACCUGGUCCUGGUGGGUUUUUGCAGAAGCAGGGGUCUUUGACGUUGCCGAGGACGCUCAGCCAGAAGACGGUUGAUCAAGUUUGGAGAGACAUAUCGAAAGAUUAUGGCGGUUGGAAGGAUGGGAGUGUUGUCGGGGGAUCGUCGAAUUUGCCACAGACGCAGAGACAGCAGACUUUGGGAGAGAUGACACUUGAGGAGUUCUUGGUGAGAGCUGGGGUUGUGAGGGAGGAUGAGAAAUCCAACAAUACUGGAUUUUUUGGAGAUUUUUCGCGGCCUAAUAAUAAUAAUGCUCUUUUAGGAAUUGGAUUUCAGCAGACUGGUAGGAACACAGGAUUGAUGGGAAAUAGGGUUCCUGAGAGUAAUAAUCAAACUGCCAUUCAAUCUGCUAAUUUACCAUUGAAUGUGAAUGGGGUUAGAUCAUCACAGCAGCAGCAGCAGCAGCAGCAACUUUUUCCCAAGAAUGCUACACUGGCUUAUGCUAAUCCAAUGUCUAUGCCAAGUAGUGCUCAGCUGGUUAACCCAGGAAUUAGGGGUGGCAUUACUGGAAUUGGAGAUCAGUCGAUGAAUGGUAAUUUGGUUCAAAAUGCUGCGCUGCAGGGUGGAGGGAUGGGGAUGGUUGGUCUAGGAGCUGGUGCUGUUACUGUUGCAACAGGAUCACCUGCACUUUCUUCUGAUGGGCUUGGGAAGAGUAAUGGAGAUACAUCCUCUGUGUCACCAGCUCCUUAUGUGUUUAAUGGAGGUUUACGAGGAAGAAAAUAUGGUGGGGCUGUGGAGAAGGUUGUUGAGAGGAGGCAGAGGAGAAUGAUAAAGAACAGAGAAUCAGCUGCAAGGUCGCGGGCUCGUAAGCAGGCCUAUACUAUGGAAUUGGAAACAGAAGUUGCAAAAUUAAAAGAGGAAAAUCAAGAAUUGCAGAAAAAACAGGCGGAGAUAAUGGAAAUGCAGAAAAAUCAGGUCCUGGAGAUGAUGAACCUGCAGAAAGGAGUGAAGAGACGAUGCUUGAGACGAACACAGACUGGUCCAUGGUGAAGGGUGUGAUCAUGGUUUGAUGGUUAAAUUAUUUAUAUGGAUGGUUGGUGGCUGUACAUAUUUAAGGAAAGCACAUGUUUUGUGUUGUAGAUCAAAACCACUGAGAGCUGUAUUUUGUCAUAGAUUAGUACAUCAAGUUUAUCCGUACUCUUUUUGCUUUCUUUGUGCACAUCAUGAACAUGUAGAGAGAAUUACAGAAAGGAAGCAAAAUAUGUGGUCCAAUAGCUUGCUUUGAAAGCAAAACAUAUUUGACAUAUGUUUGAAAACACAUCAAGUUCCCUAACAUGCGAAUCAAAGAACUUUGUCUGGCUUCAUUUCACUUGCUGUGUCUUAACAACGUGGGAAAUUCGUAUUUGCUAUCCGUAACGUUCUAUGAUGAUUGGUCUUCUGAAUGGGUACAAAUGUUGAUCUGACUGACCUCGUGAUAUAUAUUGUGAAACAGAUUUGUGGUGUUCAAUUAAACUACUGUCCAAGUCGCACUGUUGGCAAAUUGAAGAAAUUUGUUUUGAUUUUUUUUGGUUGUUGGAAAUGAUGGUUUUUGUAAUGACAGCUACAAUCAUUAAUAAUGUUUUUGGAGUGUUGUUUGACAU